This is a messenger RNA of Acaulospora colombiana, 567 nucleotides long. Lineage: Eukaryota; Fungi; Glomeromycota; Glomeromycetes; Diversisporales; Acaulosporaceae. The record is from the annotation of a GenBank genome assembly.
AUGGGAGAAACGUUAGAAUCCGAGGUCGCUCCCGUGUACUUGACACAAGGAUACAAGCUUCGUCAGCAGUUCGCGUUUUAUGCCUCUGAAGCUUCUAACGGGGAGACUCCACUUUCACAACCACACUCAAAAAAGAACGCCGUUAGCAAAGUUAACGCGCGAGUAUCCAGCAUCGUGGAUCAAAUUUCUUCUUUGACCUUGAUUGAAACAGCAGAACUUGUCCAAGAACUGAAGACCCGCCUAAACAUCCAAGAUGUAGCUUUACCCGUCGUGAACGUUGCUGCUACAACCACAGCCACAGCUGCAGAACAGGCAUCCAAUGCAGCUGAAGAAGCGAAGGCUGCAGAAAAAACCGAAUUUACAGUGAAAUUGGAAAAAUAUGGAGCUGAUGCAAAGACAAAGAUUAUUAGGGAGAUUAAAAACAUCUUGCCGGGAAUGAAUCUCGUAGAGGCCAAGAAAUUUGUUGAAAGUGCACCAAAGGUUGUCAAAGAACGUAUUGGCAAAGAAGAAGCCGAAAAGAUUAAAAAGACUUUAGAAGGUUUUGGAGCCACUGUCAUUAUAGAAUGA